Molecule: messenger RNA, 813 nt
Organism: Wyeomyia smithii (pitcher-plant mosquito)
Lineage: Eukaryota; Metazoa; Arthropoda; Insecta; Diptera; Culicidae
Exons: 1
Coding region: 1-813 (270 amino acids)
Source: RefSeq, a predicted model, not a curated record
AUGACUGCACGUUUUUGCGACAUUAUAGUUCAGUGGUUGAACGCAAAUGUACCGUUAGCGAAGCGCCCGAAUGAUCCUGCUUGGUGCACGCGUCGGUUGCGUAAUCUGAAACGAUCUCGUAACAAUGCUCAGCGAAAAUAUCGUCGUUUGAAAACGCUGAUAACAAAACGUAAUUUUGAAAGCGCCAGUGACGAAUACCGCCGCCUAAAUAGUGAUUUGUACAAAUCGUACGUCCUACGGGUGCAGACGGACCUACGAAGGAACCCCAGAAAUUUUUGGAAUUUCGUCAACUUAAAAAGGAAAAGUUCAUCGAUACCUAUAAAUGUCCGUUCAGACGAAUCGACUUCGACUUCAGAAUCUGAUUCUUGUGAGCUCUUCGCAAAAUUUUUCGCCUCCGUGUUUGCUGACAGAGUUGCCUCCGAUUCUGAUGCAGACAUUGCGGCGGCUGCCGUUCCGGCCGGUUUAACUGACUUGACUACAUUCGAAAUUACCACCGACAUGAUACUGGGCGCAGCAAAGAAACUUAAGCGUUCUUAUACUCCAGGACCCGAUGGUAUACCCGCCAUAAUUAUUAGUCGAUGUGCCAAUGUGCUGGCAAAUCCACUUCGCUGUAUCCUCAACAAAUCGUUCGAACAACGGAAAUUUCCCGAUGUUUGGAAACAGUCGUUUAUGUUUCCAGUGCUGAAAUCUGGUGAUCGACAAAAUGUAAGGAAUUAUCGUGGUAUCACUAGUCUUUCGGCUGGAUCGAAACUGUUCGAAAUUCUAGUUAGCGACGUUAUGCUUCACUGUACAAAGAAUUACAUUUCCACCUAG